Funneliformis geosporum is the source of this 1761-nucleotide messenger RNA. The record is from the annotation of a GenBank genome assembly. NCBI's taxonomy places the organism in Eukaryota, Fungi, Glomeromycota, Glomeromycetes, Glomerales, Glomeraceae.
AUGAGUUCUAUUAGAGAAGAGCAAUUGCCAAGGGUUAUCCUACCGUCUGUUUUACGACGUUCAACAAUUUUUUCAACAAAAGAAAACUUACCUAAAUCAUCUCAAGUAACAAAAGCAAGAAGAGUUACCCAAUUACCUGUAAAUAAUGUGAGCAAUACCUUGAAGCGACCUAUAUAUGCUGCAACACCUGGCAGUCGUGCUCCUACAACUGUAAAAAAACCGGUAGAAAGGCUUGAAGCUCUUACUACCGCGAGAAAAGAGGCUUUAAAUAAUCAUUCGCUUGUCAAAUCUUUACCGCAAUCUACAUUAAACGCGUCAAAAAUUCAGCCGCCUCAGGGUAAUAAAAGUUUGAAUCGAGCAAGCUCUUUUGCAAGAAAAAGCAAUGGGACAAAAACUACAAGAUCGAAAAUUGUGCAUGAAAAUAAAAACAAAGGACCUAUUAGACUUCCUAAUUUGCAGAAAUCUAAUGUUUUAACAAGCGGUAACCCACUUACGCGUCUUACACGCGUUAAUCCAAAUUUGAAUCGUCCUUUACGUAACAUGGUUACACUAGCACAAAAGACACAAAAACCCGGAAUUUCUAAAGUCAAUACAAUUUCAUCUGUGAGAAGUAGGCAAGCUGUUACUCUCAAGGAUACUCAAAUUCAAUUCAAACCAAAUCCUAUAUCUCUUCAGGAAAUUUUGUCAAGCCGAACAUCAAGUGAUGUUGCUAAGAAAAGAGAGACUUUAUUAGGUAGAAGACUUAAUUCAAAAUCAUCAACUGCUCCCGGAAAACUUUCGAUGUCCCGAUCCAGAAUGUCUUAUUCUUAUCGUGUUGAGAAACCUCGAGAAGCAAGAGCAUCAAUUUUUUCCGGUGCAUUGCGUGUUCCUAGAAAUAGUGUUAAAAAAAAUUCUCGGAAUACCUUAAUAGGGAAAGAUAUGCCUUGUCGAAAAUUAUCAACUAUUCGCGAGUUAUCUUUCCGUCCUGAUCAAAGCAAGUAUAUUAGCAAAAAUCCAGCUGAUCAAUCAUUAGUUUCACGUGGCGCAUUUCGCAUGCUCGCACAAAGGCUUCCAACACCGGCACUUCGACAUACGACAACUUCCUUCAUUGAUCAAGGAGAUCGUACACAACGAAAACCAACCGAACAAAAUUUGACCACUAUACAUGAGGUGUCUUUGACUCGACAAGUUAUCAAUACACAACUGCCAGCGAAAGUGGGAAAUUCUGAAAAAACAGUUGAAUCUCUGGUGAAUCCAUUGAGAAGAAUGAGUAUACGUAGACUUUCAAGAAAAUCUAGUCUGAUAAAUGAUAAUACAUUUUCUCAAUCAAUGAGCUUGUCUUUAUCAAAACAACGUGAUUCGUUUGCUUCCAUUAAUAAUACAUUACCAAAAGUAUGUGUUGAUGAAAAAAAAAUUAUUCCCAGCAAUAAGGAAAACAAUAGUCAACAGAAUACGAACAUUUUAACUCCAGCUGCAACCCUUACGAUGAGACGACCGUCCCAAAUUACAAAUCAAGUUCUAAUUCGUACUUUGAAAGAUAAUCAAAAAACGCCAACAGUAAAGGAAAUUGAAUCUUCUAAAAAUGAAGAUUUACUUACCUUAGCUGCAUCUAUUCCAUUGCCACAAAGUCCAUAUGAUGAUAAAGAAGUUUGUUUAACAAAGGAAUCUUAUAACAAUAAUUUCUCGAGCGAUGUUGAAAAAGCUCGUCUGUAUGAAGAACUGGAAGAACUUGAAAAGCAAUUAGAACAAGAAAUUUCAGAGGAUAUGUCAGAAAUCUUAUAA